Messenger RNA from Dioscorea cayenensis subsp. rotundata (Guinea yam), 1938 nucleotides. RefSeq names its product ensconsin-like. NCBI's taxonomy places the organism in Eukaryota, Viridiplantae, Streptophyta, Magnoliopsida, Dioscoreales, Dioscoreaceae. Bases 185 to 1723 code for a protein of 512 amino acids. The record is from RefSeq and is a predicted model, not a curated record. The transcript is spliced from 6 exons.
CCUCGCCCGAAAUAAUCGCAGAGGAACUGACAACCUUUCCCUCCCGGCGAUUUUUUGACGAUUUCUCAAAAAUCGCCGAUCUAUUCUUAACCUCUCUCAUUGCACUACAUAAACACUCUCACAAGCUUCCACUCCAUUCACCCACUCCCUCUUCUCUCUCUCUCUCUCUCGAUCUCGAGCUCUCAUGGAGUACGAGAGGAUUCACAAAGUCCAGAUAGGGGUGAUAUCACCCAGUAAACUAAGAAUGAAACUAUUGGGUGCUCAAAAUAGUAGAAAGAAGGAAGAUGAAAGUAGAACAUCUAGAACAACUUCACCUUCAAAGCUUGAGGAGAUGGAGAUUGCAAAGGAUUGCUUGUUAGCUGGUGAUUUGGAUGAGAAUGAAGAUAGCUCUAAGAAUUCCAAAGUGUCUUCUGUGAUGCCUGUGAAUCAAGGGAAUCAAUCAAAUUCAUGUUCCAAGGAUGUUGCUAAACAAAUUCAGUCUCGAUCUUCGGAUGAUGAUGGGAAUGAGUAUGACAGUGGGCAUGACAAUGGAAGCACAUGUAGUUUUGAGUUUCAUAAAGGAGAGAGGACAUUGCAAAAUCAGGUUGCCACUCCAUUCUUCAGGCAUCUUCCUUCCAAGUGGAACGACGCAGAGAAAUGGCUUGUUAAUAGGCAAGCAUUGCAUGCUAAUGUGCCAAAGAAAUCUUAUUUGCAUAAUCAAGGGAAUCGGCACAUUGUUCCAAACUGGGGAAGGGUUGCACCAGAGUCUAUGAUUUUAGACCAUAAGCAAUUUGCCACCCAGAGUAUGCAUUUGAGAAUAACUGAAUCAGGUGGCCUUGCUUCACAACAUACGGCAGAAAAGUUCUCAUUUGCUACAAUGUGUUCACCGUCAAAUUCUGGGUCUGCAAAAGAAACUAGUGGAGUAACUGAUGUAUCUCAGCAUAGUGAUGACUCUUACAACACACCUAGACUUCAAAAGGAAAUGAACCAACAAAGUGCCGAAUCAAGAGCUCUUCACAGUGCACAGACGGUGUGCACAAUGAGGGACAUAGGCACAGAAAUGACCCCAAUUCCAAGUCAGGAUCCGUCAAGGACUGGAACUCCCCUAGGAUCAACCACUCCUCACAGCCCCAUUUCCUCAUUGCCAUCCACUCCCAAAAGAGGAGCACCGGCACCAUCUCCUGUUCAUACAGGUACAGAUGAUGAACCUGAUUCCCAGAAAAAAUUAUCCGAGAAAGAAAUACAGCUAAAAACAAGACGAGAAAUUGUUGCGCUUGGCAUGAAGCUAGGGAAGAUGAAUAUUGCUUCUUGGGCCAGCAAAGAUGAUGCUGAAGUUGAAAACACUAAUCAAUCCCCACUCAAGACUUUUGAUGCCGAUCAACAAGUCAAGAAAGAAUACGAAGCGCGUGCUGCAGCUUGGGAAGAAGCGGAGAUGUCUAAGAAUAUGGCCAGAUUCAAACAUGAAGAAGUAAAGAUUCAAGUAUGGGAGAAAGAGCAGAAAGCAAAAAUAGAAGCAGAAAUGAGGAAAAUCGAGGCUCAAGCAGAACAAAUGAAGGCCAAUGCACAAGAGCGGAUGGUCGAAAAACUAGCAUUGACACGACGAAGAGUUGUAGAGAAACAAGCAAAAGCCGAAGCAAAGAGAAACCAAUUGGCUGUGAGAGCAGCACAGCAGGUGGAGCAAAUACGCAACACCGGUCGCAUGCCUAAAUCACAUCACCAUAGAUGCUGUAGUUGGAUUCUUUGAAAGAUCAUAACACCUUCUUUGAAUUUGCAUUAAUACUUGUUGCCAUUGUUUCAAAGAUCAUGAGGUCCAAAUGAAGGUGUGUGUUGUAUCAUUUUGAUGUUUGUUUACACUUUUGAUAGGGAUUGAUUGGUGCAGGAUUUAAGCAUUUGGUGGAGUGUACACCAUUUGAGUGUUCACUCUUUUUUUUUCAAUACAAAGUAUAUAGAGUUUUCACA